Messenger RNA from Dibothriocephalus latus, 429 nucleotides. Lineage: Eukaryota; Metazoa; Platyhelminthes; Cestoda; Diphyllobothriidea; Diphyllobothriidae. The record is from the annotation of a GenBank genome assembly.
AUGAAAACACUCCUUGUUCUCCUUAUUUCCGUCUGCCUGUUCUUCGGUGUCGUCUGGUCGGAGGAGGAGGAGACAGUAGAUACCAGCCUUGAUCCUUCCCUGCUGACGGUAGCCACAGAAGAAAAGGCAAAGGUGGACACUACCGCCACUACUCCCGUCAUUGUCGAGACUACUACUGAGAUUGUAGAUGCUACUUCUCCCGCUGAGAACCUCGCUGACGUUUCUACUGCGACUUCUGCCGAGGGUACAACGGGUGCCACGGCGACCAGUGUCGAGUUGAAUACUGAGGAUGACGACGAUCCCGAUGGGUGGGUUGUUGUCAGUGCAGAGGAGCUAAGCAAACUCAUGGACGAGAUUGAGGCCGAAGGCAGAAAGCACAGCGCUCGGAUGACGAACUCCCCACAAAAGGCCGUGACGCCAGAUCAGUAA